This is a messenger RNA of Microsporum canis CBS 113480, 366 nucleotides long. RefSeq lists its product as uncharacterized. Lineage: Eukaryota; Fungi; Ascomycota; Eurotiomycetes; Onygenales; Arthrodermataceae. Bases 1 to 366 code for a protein of 121 amino acids. The transcript is spliced from 3 exons. The record is from RefSeq and is a predicted model, not a curated record.
AUGUACGAAGUUGCAGCGCGAUUCGAUCUCCCUUCGAUGAGGCUUCUAUGGAUGGAGUGUGCUGACCUCUUUCAAGGGUCCGUGGCCUGCUUCCCUCCCUUUGCUUUUUCCGGGUUGCCGCUUGUGGAUAACAUCGCGCAGGCCGUUGGGCGGCGUCAAAAGCCCGAGCAAGACGAUAAUGAUCAGGCCAUCCGAAAUGCAGUUCCUCCUGGGCUCAACUAUAACAUGAUCAUGUAUAAAGCCCGUACAUUCCUCACCUGCAGGGUUCGACAAGUCAAUGCCUUCAUCAUGCACGUUUCGGGGGUUUUAAAGCAGAAACAAAACCUUGAAAGGCCGGUCAUUCUCCAUCCCAAGUUCCGAGAUUAG